This is a messenger RNA of Selaginella moellendorffii, 2158 nucleotides long. RefSeq names its product malonate--CoA ligase. Gene Ontology annotation, biological process: fatty acid metabolic process. The transcript has 17 exons. The record is from RefSeq and is a predicted model, not a curated record. Gene Ontology annotation, molecular function: medium-chain fatty acid-CoA ligase activity. Bases 123 to 1742 code for a protein of 539 amino acids. Lineage: Eukaryota; Viridiplantae; Streptophyta; Lycopodiopsida; Selaginellales; Selaginellaceae.
CUUUGACUUCGUGUUCGAUUCGCAUUAGUCGACAGCCGCCAUGCAUUCCAGGUGUUCACAGGAAUUCAAUUGAUAGGCGCUACCCAUUUGCAUCUUCUUCACUCUAGAUUCGAGGACAGGCGAUGGAAGUAAUAAGAGCAGCCGUAAAGCUUGGAUCUGGAGCACACAAAAUUGCAGCUGUAACCUCCGGAAACAGGACUCACAGCUAUGCCCAGCUCCUGCGGUCUGCAUGGGAGCUCUCGACAAAGCUGCGAGACGACCGUGAUGGCCUAGAGCACAAGAAUAAGGCUUUACAAGGUGCUCGCGUUGGAAUCGUGGCAGCUCCCUCUGCCGAAUUUGUAGUGGGGAUUUGGGGAACGUGGUUGAGCGGUGGGGUCGCUGUGCCUUUGGCAUUGAGUCACCCAGAGAGCGAACUCCACCAUGUUUUCACUGAUGCGAAUAUAACACUGGUCAUCUCUACAGAUGAUCACAAAAGCCUGGUUGAAGGUGUUUCUCAGAAAGCUGCUGCUCGUCUUUUUAUCCUGCCUUCAAUCCCUUCACUCGAAGAAGGUGCCGACGGAAGUGAAGGAUACGAUCAAAUCUUGGACGAAGUUUUGUCCUUGUCGCAUGUCAAAGAUGAGGAGCUAGGACUGAUAAUUUACACUAGUGGCACUACUGGUAGGCCGAAGGGAGCUGUUCAUUCGCAAGGUGCAUUGGCUGCGCAGGUUGCUAUGCUCUCUAGUGCAUGGCAAUAUAAGCCGUCUGAUCGGUUCCUUCACUGUUUACCUUUGCACCAUGUUCAUGGCCUUUUCAACGCACUGCUUGCACCUCUUUAUGCUGGCUCUUCGGUCCAUUUCAUUCCAAAGUUCAGUGUGACUGGAGUAUGGCAGUGCUGGCGUGAAUCUUAUCCGAGUAAAAACUCACAAGCUGAAAAUCCUAUCACUUGUUUCACGGGAGUUCCAACCAUGUACGUAAGAUUGUUGCAAGGUUACGAAUCAAUGAACGCUGCGUCACGAGAGGCCGCUGCUUCCGCAGCGCGUCGUUUGCGUCUUAUGAUGUGUGGAUCUUCCGCUCUUCCGCUGCCAGUCUUUAUACAUUGGGAGAAAGUAACAGGCCAUCGGCUUUUGGAACGUUACGGAAUGACUGAGUUUGGAAUGGGACUGUCAAAUCCUCUUGAUGGAGAACGCAGGCCUGGUAGUGUUGGAGUGCCCUUGCCAGGUGUAGUGGUGAAGAUUGAGCCAGAAAGUGCUGAGUCCGAGCCUGGCACUGGGGAGCUGUGUGUUAAGAGUCCAUCCAUGUUCAGUGGAUAUUGGAAUCAACCUACGGUCACACAGGAAGCAUUUGAUGAGGAUGGAUUUUUCAAAACAGGAGAUUUUGUCAAGCAAGAGAGUGAUGGCUACAUUCGAAUCCUUGGGAGAACAAGCGUGGAUAUACUCAAGUCAGGAGGAUACAAGCUCUCAGCAUUGGAAAUCGAAUCUAUGCUACUAGAGCACCCAGAUAUAUCGGAGUGUGCUGUGCUGGGGAUUCCAGACAAGGAUUACGGCGAGGUGAUAGCCGCGGUCGUGAUUCUAGACACGGAGAACCAAAGCGAUGUGAAGAUGACGCUGCCUCAACUCCGAGACUGGGCAUUGAAAAGAAUGGCCCCAUACAAGAUCCCUCAGAGGCUACACGUAUGGGAAUCACUUCCCCGCAAUGCAAUGGGCAAGGUGAACAAAAAAGAGCUCAAAAGCUUGUUGACCACAAUCGCGUCUAGCCGCUUUUGACGAGGUGGUAGCCCGUCAUCAAGCUAGACACGCCGAGCACGGCAAAAGCCAUGAAGCUCGUAGCAACUGAAGCAGCGGCAUUGGAGUAGAAACCCGAGAGCUCGGCUGGCUUGAAAUCGGCGAUCAUGUCGAUUGCCGUGGCUCCGCUAGAAGAACACGAGAACAAGAGGUACGCCAACACCUGUAAGAUAGAGACGAGGAGAUUUGAUUCGUUCGUGAGUGAUUUAAUUGCUUCUCGGGACACGGUCGACACGAGAAAAAGAAAUAGAGGUUGCGAGAUCUUGCCUGGUCGAAAAAGUAUGUGAAGUAGUAUAGCUCGGGAGUGGGGACGUGGAUCCAUCCUUUGGAGACAAAGUGUACGAUGAAAAGAAUGACUUGGAUGAUGGAGUAGAGGCAAGCCACAACAUUGACGGCUA